Molecule: messenger RNA, 2556 nt
Organism: Neomonachus schauinslandi (Hawaiian monk seal)
Lineage: Eukaryota; Metazoa; Chordata; Mammalia; Carnivora; Phocidae
Gene: SLCO5A1
Product: solute carrier organic anion transporter family member 5A1
Exons: 9
Coding region: 1-2556 (851 amino acids)
Biological process (GO): transmembrane transport; sodium-independent organic anion transport
Cellular component (GO): membrane
Molecular function (GO): protein binding
Source: RefSeq, a predicted model, not a curated record
AUGGACGAAGGCACCGGGCUGCAGCCCCAGGCGGGAGAGCAGCUGGAAGCACAAGCCACAGUAGGAGCUGUCCAAGAUAAGUGCGAACCAGAGACCUUUAGGUCCAAGAGUUUACCAGUCCUGAACAGCGCCUCCUGCCGGCCAGACCUGAGUCCUGCGCGUGCAGGAGCCAAGCCCGCCAUCGGCUGUACAGAUUCUUUGGGCCAUGAGGAGUUGAAACCAGGCCCAAGUCGGUUGGCCCCCAGUCCCUCUGCUCCUUCCACUUCGGCGGAGAUGGCAGGGCUCAUGGAAUGUAACCACAGGGUGGAAGUCAGCAAAGCCGUGUCGGUGUCCUCCACUUUGGCCACGCUCCAGGGGAGAAGGUGCCUCUAUGUGGUCCUCACUGAUUCCCGUUGCUUCCUGGUUUGCAUGUGCUUUCUGACCUUCAUCCAGGCGUUAAUGGUCUCUGGGUACCUGAGCAGUGUCAUCACCACCAUCGAAAGGCGCUACAGUCUGAAGAGUUCCGAGUCGGGGCUGCUGGUCAGCUGCUUUGACAUUGGGAGCCUGGUGGUGGUGGUGUUCGUCAGCUACUUUGGCGGCCGGGGUCGGAGGCCCCUGUGGCUAGCGGUGGGUGGACUUUUCAUUGCCGUUGGGGCUGCCCUCUUUGCUUUACCUCACUUCAUCUCGCCUCCCUACCAGAUCCAAGAGUUGAAUGCCUCGGCCUCCAACGACGGCCUGUGUCAGAAUGGCAACUCCACCGCGCCUUCCGAACCUCCCGCCUGCCUGAAGGAUUCAGGAGGAAAUAAUCAUUGGGUCUAUGUGGCUUUAUUCAUUUGUGCACAGAUUCUCAUUGGAAUGGGUUCCACACCUAUUUAUACCUUGGGACCAACCUACUUAGAUGACAAUGUCAAGAAAGAAAAUGCAUCCUUGUACCUAGCCAUCAUGUAUGUCAUGGGAGCACUUGGUCCUGCAGUGGGAUAUUUAUUAGGUGGACUUCUUAUUGGUUUUUAUGUCGAUCCCAGAAAUCCUGUUAACCUUGACCAGAAUGACCCUCGUUUCAUUGGAAACUGGUGGAGUGGAUUCCUCCUUUGUGCCGUUGCAAUGUUUCUUGUGAUAUUCCCAAUGUUUACUUUUCCAAAAAAGCUUCCUCCUCGACACAAGAAAAAGAAAAAGAAAAAAUUUUCUGCUGAUAUUGUUAGUGAUGAUGACGUUAUGAAGGAGAAGUCAAACAAUAGUGAACAAGUGGACAAAAAAGUUUCUUCUUUGGGAUUUGGAAAGAAUGUCAGAGACCUACCAAGAGCAGCUGUCAGGAUCUUAAGCAACAUGACAUUCCUUUUUGUGAGUUUGUCAUACACAGCUGAGAGUGCCAUUGUAACUGCUUUCAUUACCUUCAUUCCCAAGUUCAUCGAAUCACAGUUUGGUAUCCCAGCUUCCAAUGCCAGCAUCUACACUGGUGUUAUUAUUGUCCCCAGUGCUGGUGUUGGUAUUGUCCUGGGAGGCUACAUUAUAAAGAAAUUGAAACUUGGUGCAAGAGAAUCUGCCAAACUAGCCAUGAUCUGCAGUGGUGUGUCUUUACUGUGUUUUUCAACCCUAUUUAUUGUUGGAUGUGAAAGUAUUAACCUAGGAGGCAUAAACAUCCCUUAUACAACAGGACCUUCUCUUACCAUGCCCCACAGGAACUUGACAGGAAGCUGCAAUGUUAAUUGUGGUUGUAAAAUACAUGAGUAUGAGCCAGUCUGUGGAUCAGAUGGAAUUACAUACUUUAACCCUUGUCUGGCUGGCUGUGUUAACAGUGGUAAUCUUAGCACUGGGAUAAGGAACUACACAGAAUGCACGUGUGUCCAAAGCCGGCAAGUGAUCACUCCACCUACAGUCGGACAGCGCAGUCAGCUCCGUGUGGUUAUUGUCAAAACCUAUCUCAACGAAAAUGGCUAUGCUGUGUCCGGGAAGUGCAAACGGGCCUGCAAUACCCUUAUCCCAUUCUUAAUUUUUCUCUUCAUUGUCACCUUCAUCACAGCAUGUGCCCAACCAUCAGCCAUCAUAGUAACACUCAGGUCGGUAGAAGAUGAGGAGAGACCUUUCGCGCUGGGAAUGCAGUUUGUUUUAUUGCGAACACUUGCAUACAUUCCUACUCCAAUUUACUUUGGAGCAGUUAUUGACACCACCUGCAUGCUCUGGCAACAGGAAUGUGGAGUGCAAGGCUCUUGCUGGGAGUACAACGUGACAUCAUUUCGUUUUGUCUACUUUGGUUUGGCGGCCGGCCUCAAAUUUGUUGGCUUCAUUUUUAUUUUUCUGGCCUGGUACUCCAUUAAAUACAAGGAGGACGAGCUGCAGAGGCAGAGGUGGAGAGAAUUUCCUCUGAGCACAGUGAGCGAGAUGGUGGGCCACACCGAAAACACCAGUAAGGGUGCCCGGACUAGAUCUUGUCCAGCUUUCAGCAGCCAGGGGGAUUUCCACGAAGAGACUGGUCUGCAGAAAGGGAUCCAGUACACAGCACAGACCUAUUCGGGGCCCUUCCCCGAAGCAAUAAGCUCCUCCCCAGACCCGGGGCUGGAAGAAAGCCCUACUGCCAAGUAG